AUGAAGGAAAACACAAGCAUGAUUUCCUAUAUCAAAGCAUCAAGCGCAUUAGAUAUUGAAUUUUAUGGAAAAGGAAAUGCCAGAUUAUUAUCCGAAAUUUCACCAUAUCAGGGAGAAUAUUAUGGCCCUCCUGGAACUCAAGAAAUGCAUCAUAGGCCCCCCCCCUAUGAUAGACCUGAUAUGGGUAAUCCAAAACAAAUGAGUAAUAAUCCAGGUGAUUAUUAUAGAGAUCAAUAUAAUGAAUAUCCAGGUGAUAAUAAUAUGGAUAAUGGAUACUGGGGAAUGGCACCUGAUGACAACAUACAAAAACUGUAUAGUCCCGUUAUGAUUGGUGGAAAUUUUCAAAUGGGAUUAGGUAAUUCACUCACGUUUGAAGAUUAUGAAAAGCAACUUAAUAAGCCAAGCAAACAAAGUAUUGAUCAUAAAAAGGGAAAUAAAUAUUUUGCCUCAAAGAAAAAGCGCAGAAUUGCUCAAAAUGCUGCUGCCGCUGCCGCCGCCGCUGCUGCUAAUGUUGCUACUAAUGGUCCCGAUUUUUAUAAUCCUCAAAGAAAUGCAAUGAGAAUGCAAGAACCAUUAGGUUAUGAUCCACGUAUGGGAAAGGAAUUCGAUUCAUAUAUUCGUGGUGUGAAUGAAGAACCAACUGGUCGCGCAGUAGAAUAUUUUGAUAAAUUUGAAAAACAAUCUAAUCCAUUUAAGAAUGAAAUAAAUAUUCAUGAAAUGCCCUAUAACUACAAAGAAUUUAAUAAGCAAUUGAUGAAAUCUCAAGGCCAUAAGUCACAUGGUAAAUCUUCACGAAAGUUAAAGAAAUUAGCUCAACCAGGUAAUCUAUUGAAAAAAAAAAAAAGAAAGCCAAAAGGUUUAUUAGUAUAUUUAAUAAAACGUAUAAUUAAAGCUGUAAAAAGAUCAGAUGCAAUGUAUGAAACAGAAAUAUUAAACAUUAUAAUAGAAGCCCAUAAUGCUGAGGAACAAGAAGGAGAAGAAAAUAAAGAAAGAGGAUUUUUAGAUGAUGUUAAAGAUAAAUUAACAGUCAUGUCCCCCAUUGUAUCCAGUUCUAUUCUUUUAGCUUUAUUUGCUUUGUUCGAUAUAGUAUGGGCUACUGUUUUAUCAACUAUAAUUUUUGUCUUAUCCAUCAUUUAUGUAUGGUAUAAAUAUAGUAAGUGUAAACGUUUGUUUAAAAAGUACAGAGAAUCUGAGGAUCAAAAAUUAUCAGAACCCACCGAUAAUAAAAAAAAAAAAAAAGAAGAAGAUCAUGAUCAUUUUCACCCUCAUGCUCUUCCUCAUCCUCUUCCACUUCCUCAUUCUCAUCAUCUUCCUCAUCCUCAACAUUAUAUGAAUUAA
Messenger RNA from Plasmodium gonderi, 1338 nucleotides. RefSeq names its product Plasmodium exported protein, unknown function. The coding region runs from base 1 to 1338 and encodes 445 amino acids. The record is from RefSeq and is a predicted model, not a curated record. The transcript is spliced from 2 exons. NCBI's taxonomy places the organism in Eukaryota, Apicomplexa, Aconoidasida, Haemosporida, Plasmodiidae.